GAGACGUUUAACGACUGACAGUUACCGAACCGAGAGCGCGUUGCAUGCAGCUGUCAAAACUUCUCAGGGACAAAAAUGCAAAACCCUAGAAAACCCAAUCCAGUUUUUUUUUUUAGGACAUAAGUGCCCCUACUGUCUGCUGCCACUGCCAUUUCCACUCUUCUUCUCUCAUUCCCUCUGCUAUUUAUACAGCUUUCCAAUGCCCUAACCCCAACUGCAGAGCAGAGAGGGAGGGAGAGAGAGAAUGGCAAUGGUUGAAAGGAAGCUCUGCUUUCUCUUCUCCUUCUUUUCCUUCCUUUUGCUUUCUGGAUUCUCAUCGGCUGGCAAUGUGACAUACGAUCGGAGGUCUCUCAUCAUCAACGGUCAGCGGAAGCUUCUUAUGUCAGCUUCCAUUCAUUAUCCUCGCAGCGUUCCCGGGAUGUGGCCGGGUCUUGUUGCGACUGCCAAGGAAGGAGGGAUUGAUGUGAUUGAAACAUACGUCUUCUGGAAUGGUCACGAACUUUCUCCUGGCAAUUAUUAUUUUGAUGGGCGCUUCGAUCUCGUCAAAUUUGUAAAGAUUGUUCAGGAAGCUGGGCUUUAUUUGAUCCUGCGAAUUGGUCCAUUUGUUGCAGCUGAGUGGAAUUUCGGUGGGGUACCUGUUUGGCUGCACUAUGUGCCCGGCACAGUCUUCAGAACUGACAACGAACCCUGGAAGAUUCACAUGAAAAACUUCACGACGCUUAUAGUGAGCAUGAUGAAGCAAGAGAAGAUGUUCGCAUCACAGGGAGGGCCUAUUAUAUUGGCUCAGAUAGAAAAUGAAUAUGGAGACAUCGAAAGGGUUUAUGGAGAAGGCGGGAAGCCAUAUGCAAUGUGGGCUGCACAAAUGGCAGUUUCUCAAGAUAUUGGUGUCCCUUGGAUAAUGUGCCAGCAGUAUGAUGCUCCUGAUCCUGUGAUAAAUACCUGUAAUUCAUUUUAUUGUGACCAGUUCACACCCAAUUCCGUCAACAAGCCAAAAAUUUGGACAGAGAAUUGGCCUGGAUGGUUUAAAACUUUUGGGUCCAGAGAUCCUCAUAGGCCGCCUGAAGAUGUUGCUUUUGCUGUCGCUCGGUUUUUCCAGAAAGGCGGUAGUGUUCAUAAUUAUUACAUGUAUCAUGGUGGAACAAAUUUUGGUCGUACUGCAGGGGGGCCAUUCAUUACAACAAGCUAUGAUUAUGAUGCACCGAUUGAUGAAUAUGGGCUCGCAAGGUUACCCAAAUGGGGGCACCUUAAGGAACUACAUAAAGCUAUAAAGCUAUGUGAGCAUGCACUGUUAUAUGGGGAGUCAACUCUUGUGUCCCUUGGUCCUCUACAAGAGGCCAAUAUUUAUAGAGAUCCCUCAGGAGCAUGUGCUGCAUUCAUCGCAAAUAUGGAUGAAGAAAAUGACAAAAUACUGAAAUUUCAAAAUAUAUCUUAUCACGUUCCUGCUUGGUCAGUUAGCAUUCUGCCAGAUUGCAAGAAUGUGGCAUUUAAUACAGCAAAGGUUGGAUCCCAAACUGCUAUUGUAAAAAUGGUACCAGAUAAAGACGGGGCAAAUUUGCAGUGGGAUGUAUUCAUGGAGAAGGCAGGCAUCUGGGGAGAAGCUGACUUUGUUAAGGAUGGUUUUGUAGAUCAUAUAAAUACCACGAAAGAUUCAACUGAUUAUCUUUGGUAUACAACAAGUUUGUACGUUGAUGAAAAUGAAGAAUUCUUGAGCAAAGGAAGUCGUCCAAUACUUAUAGUAGAUUCAAAAGGGCAUGCUCUCCAUGCUUUUGUGAAUGGGGAACUUCAAGUCACUGCAUCUGGAACUGGCCUGGAUUCAACAUUCAAAUUUGAAAGUCCCAUUCCUCUAAAAGCAGGGAAGAAUGAGAUUGCACUUCUAAGCAUGACUGUUGGCUUACAAAAUGCAGGACCAUUUUAUGAAUGGGUAGGAGCAGGACUAACCAGUGUCAAAAUAGCAGGAUUCAACAAUGGAACCCUUGACUUGUCAUCUAGUAGAUGGAUCUACAAGAUUGGAUUGGAGGGCGAGCAUCUAAAUAUUUUCAAACCAAAUGGUUUGAAUAAUGUGAAGUGGGUAUCAACAUCAAAGCCUCCAAGCAAUCAACCUCUAACAUGGUACAAGGCUGUUCUUGAUGCUCCAUCUGGGAAUGAACCAGUUGGGUUAGACAUGAUACACAUGGGAAAAGGUCAAGCUUGGCUGAAUGGAGAACCAAUUGGAAGAUACUGGCCUAGGAGUAGCUCCAUACAUGACGAAUGCCCUCCCAAAUGCAAUUACAGAGGCAAGUUCAUGCCAAACAAGUGCAGCAGAGGGUGUGGAGAGCCUACUCAAAGAUGGUACCAUGUUCCACGAUCUUGGUUUCGACCAUCGGGAAAUAUUCUGGUGAUUUUUGAAGAGAAAGGUGGAGAGCCAACUAAGAUUUCUUUCUCUAGACGACUUGCAAAAGGUGCUUGUGGUCUUGUUUCAGAGGAUUAUCCUUCUAUAAAUGUUGAAUCUUGGGAUAACAUCAGUAAGUUCAAUGGGGAAGCCAAAGCAGCUCUCCAGUUGACGUGCCCAGAGAAUACUGUCAUUUCCAGCAUAAGAUUUGCAAGUUUUGGAACUCCUAGUGGGACAUGCGGAUCUUACCAGAAAGGAAAGUGCCAUGAUCCUAAUUCCAUUUCUAUGGUAAAUAAGGUAUGUCUGAACAAGAAAGGGUGCACCAUAGCAUUAUCAAAACAGAACUUCAAUACGGAUUUAUGUCCGGGCAUGAGCAAAGCACUUGCCGUUGAAGCAGCAUGUGGCUAAAGGAUGGUCGGCCCAAGAUUUUUCAGUUGCGGAAGCUGCUUGCACCAAUCAAGUGGCAUAUUUAAAUAUAGAUUAUUGAGUAUAGCAGGAAAUUCCUAUUGAUUUCAAGUAUCCAAAGGCCGCAUGAGGCGAAGCCUCCUACAGCCAGUUGAAUGUCAUGUUACUGUAACAAUUUCUCUUCCAAGCUGGUUGCUUGGAGUGGCUGAGUGUACCUUUUGUUUUCCAUUUCCAAGACCUAAUUAUCUUUUGUUGUGCCUA
Messenger RNA from Magnolia sinica, 3034 nucleotides. RefSeq names its product beta-galactosidase 10. Gene Ontology annotation, molecular function: beta-galactosidase activity; carbohydrate binding. NCBI's taxonomy places the organism in Eukaryota, Viridiplantae, Streptophyta, Magnoliopsida, Magnoliales, Magnoliaceae. Bases 245 to 2776 code for a protein of 843 amino acids. Gene Ontology annotation, biological process: carbohydrate metabolic process. Gene Ontology annotation, cellular component: cell wall; vacuole. The transcript has 19 exons. The record is from RefSeq and is a predicted model, not a curated record.